Uncinocarpus reesii 1704 is the source of this 1533-nucleotide messenger RNA. RefSeq lists its product as uncharacterized. Gene Ontology annotation, biological process: transmembrane transport; carboxylic acid transport. Gene Ontology annotation, molecular function: carboxylic acid transmembrane transporter activity. The coding region runs from base 1 to 1533 and encodes 510 amino acids. NCBI's taxonomy places the organism in Eukaryota, Fungi, Ascomycota, Eurotiomycetes, Onygenales, Onygenaceae. Gene Ontology annotation, cellular component: plasma membrane. The transcript has a single exon. The record is from RefSeq and is a predicted model, not a curated record.
AUGUCAGGUACUCGGCCUGCAGCGCCUAUCGCCAAAGGCACCUUGGCCACGGCCAAACAGUGCUGGGGCGACCUCUUCAGGUGGGAAAUGCGCGUUGAAGUCGUUAACGAACUGGGCGAAAAACACACCGAAUGGCAAGCGCCCGAACCCCUUCAAAAUCCCAUCAGUAUGGCCGCCCAGCUCUCCGCUAGGGACUGGCUUUAUUUCCUAGUCGGGCUAUUCGCCUGGCUCGCCGACGCUUUUGACUUCCACGCCCUGUCGAUCCAGACCGUCAAACUGUCCAAGUACUAUCAUCAGUCGAAGACAUCAAUCUCUACCGCGAUCACCCUCACUCUCCUUCUUCGCUCCGUUGGCGCUGCGGUUUUUGGUAUGGCCGGUGAUCGAUGGGGACGAAAGUGGCCGAUGGUGUUCAACAUGUUGGUCCUAGGACUACUUCAGAUUGCAACCAUCUACAGCGCGACAUUUUCGCAGUUCCUGGCCGUGCGAAGCUUGUUCGGCCUCUUCAUGGGUGGCGUGUACGGAAACGCCAUCGCGAUGGCCCUGGAGAACUGUCCGGUCCAGGCCCGUGGUCUUAUGUCUGGAAUUUUGCAGCAGGGAUACUCGAUGGGAUAUAUUUUUGCAGCCUGUGCGAACCUUGGUGUUGGAGGAAGGGUCGAGUCCUGGAAGAUAGUAUUCUGGAUUGGUGCUGGCCUCUCGUUUCUUGCCGGUGUCAUUCGCGUAUUCCUCCCUGAAUCGAAGCAAUUCCUUGAAGCGAGGAAAGCCGGGAAGAAAGGCCUUACCGCUAGUGCGUUCUGGGCGGAUACGAGGCAGAUGCUGAAAGAUGAGUGGCGUAUUGUUGUCUAUUGCAUUAUCCUGAUGACUUGGUUCAACUAUUAUAGUCACACCUCGCAGGACAGUUACACGACCUUCAUGCUCACUCAAAAGGCGUUAAACAACUCCGCAGCUAGUCGUGCUAGUAUCCUUAUGAAAACCGGAGCCUGCGUGGGUGGCACAAUAAUUGGAUACGUCUCUCAGUGGUUUGGCCGUCGUCGAUCAAUCGUUGUUGCUGCUCUCAUGAGCGGCGUUUUGAUCCCAGCCUGGAUUCUACCUCACGGAGAACGCAGUCUUUCAGUAACAGGCUUCUUUUUGCAAUUCUUUGUGCAAGGCGCUUGGGGUAUUAUCCCAAUCCACCUCAAUGAGCUAUCUCCACCCGCAUUCCGCUCUAGUUUUCCGGGUAUCACUUAUCAACUCGGCAACAUGAUAUCAUCCCCCUCGGCUCAGAUUGUCAACGCCAUUGCAGAAUCUAUCAGCAUCAAAGGUGACAAUGGCAGGCCAGCUCCCGCGUACGGACCAACUAUGGCCGUUGCCACGGCAAUCAUUGCUUUGGGUAUUGCUGUGACAACUGCAUUUGGCCCUGAGAAGAGAGGUCGGAAGUUCGAAUUAGCUCGUGCAGCUGGGGCUGUGGAAUUCCCUGAGCCAAAGGAUAUUGAACAAGGUUCGGAGAAGGGGCAAGAGAAAGGGGAUGUGGGACCAGUAAAGGUGGAGGAGAAAUAA